AUGGAUUUCGAUGAGGCUAAGGAAAAUAUACAACCCUUGGCACAAGGCCGAAAUGCAAGUAUAUUGCAGGCAUCCCUUAAAGUGGAAUCUGCCCAGGAGUUAAUGGCCCAAAGAAAAGAACUAGAAAGGGAGAUACAUAAUUACACGGGUGAAGAUCCGCUCAGUGUGUGGUUCAACUACAUAGAAUGGAUUGAACAAAGUUUUCCAUCGGGUGGCAAAGAAUCCGGAUUGCAAGAGGUAUUAGCCAAAUGUCUAUCUCGGUUUGAAAGUGAAGAAAAAUAUUAUCAAGAUCGUCGUAUGAUUAAAUUGUACAUUAAAUAUAUUGAUAGCCACAAGGACCCAGCUGAGUGCUAUCAACAAUUAUUUAAUGCCGGCAUUGGUACAAUGGUUUCGGAUUUCUACAUAGCUUGGGCAUACUGUUAUGAUUUAGUUAAUAAUACACGAAAAGCGGAUGAAAUUUUUCGUCGUGGAAUUGCUUGUCGUGCCCAGCCAUUAGAGGAGCUACAAGAAGCACAUCAGCAUUUUGGAUUUACUGUCGCCCAGCGUCUGAUGUACAAGGAUGAUGAUAAUGUUCAGGAGGAAACGAAUCGUCAGAUACAAGAACGUCGUCAAGCCUUGUCAUCAUUGAGAGGACAUCGUCGUAGACAAAUGGUUGGGAGUAUACGAACUGGAGCUGCAGUUAAAAGUAAUGCACCGGGAACAAUUAGGACUGAUGGGACAACGUCUCAAGAUCGUGUCAAUGUUCGUGUGCAAGUCUUCAAGGACGAAAACACAACACCUAACUUAGUAGUCACAGAGCAAUCCAACGAAAAAGCUGGUAAUACCACAACGAAAGAUGAUGGCAAAUCUGUUAUACGAUCUAUUAUUGAUGCCCAACGGGAGCAGGAAAAUCUCAAAGAACCUGGUCCCUGGAAUAAACCACACGCCAAGGGUAAAUUGUUUUCCAAAAAAGUCACCACAAAUGAACUGGGCUUUGAAAUACACGAAGAUGAUGGAACAAACAAAGAUGAAGACACUCAAUUGUUGCCCAUAAAAAUUUCACACGAAGACUCCAAAUAUGAUAAACCAAUGAAACUGCCACAUAACUUUUCGGCCCGAAGUAGACCUAAUCCAGAUUGGAUUGUUCCAGUGACAACGGAAGAACGUCCCGACAAGAAUGUUCUACCAGUGUAUAAUAAAUGCAAAUUAUAUCCUCGUCCCAAUGUUGAAUUUCAACCAGAAGAAUUGAGAGCGUAUAACUUCUUCAAGAAACGCGAAAUUGAAAAUAACUUUGUGACCAAACGAGAAAAGUACUGGGGCAACGGGGCUCUCUAUAACAUACGGCAUUUCCCUCAUUUUGCAAAACAAUCUAAACCUCAAGAACCCACUGUUUUAGAUGAGUUUUUUGCACCGCCUCAACCCGCUGGAAUGGUAGUGCUGUACAAGGAAAUCUACAAUGUCGAAGAAAAGGUCGAACGUUCAUUCGAGGAAAUUCUAGCUCAAAGACUUAAACCUAAUGAGACUAUUAUACAAACAGCAGAUAUGGAAGAAACCAUUUGUGCUACCAGUGAAAAAAUACAAAGACGUAAAAGUUUUUUCCCUAUGCGAAAAUCAAUUGCCCCGUGUGCUAAUAGGGGCGGAGUUGGAGGAAGAAAAUAUUCUAUAAUGCCAAGUACGGUAACCGAAGAAGAUGAAGACGAUGCAAAUAAUCAGAGUACCUCAAAAUGUAAGCCAAUUUUCGAAAAUCGUGGAGAGAUUCAAUUUCCUAAAAUCCUCUCUAAGGUACCAAAUAAAAACCAAGAACCUCCAGCCAACGAAUUGGUUUCAAAACCUGAAUUACCUAAGAUUUUCUCCAAAAUUCAGGGUCACCAAGAACCUUCAAAAGAAUUGCCGGUGGAACCAGAAUUACUCAAAUUUGUCCAAGGGGUUGCAAAUGAACCGAAAUCUUCUAAAGAUACUGCUCAAAAACCCUCUAUACCAACCAUAUGUGUAUUGGAUGAUUCAGUUAAACGACCUGAGUCUCCUAAGUUGUCCUUCAACGUAGCUGAUGGCAACUCAGUGGCAAAGACAGAAGCAGUUGCCACAAAACCUAAGGAGCGCUUUGAAAUUUAUCAGGAAGAAUCAAGUUUUAUUAGUUCAGCACCUAAAUCUUUGGCAUUGGAAGCAGAAGCAUCAGAUGGCUUUCAGUUUAAAGCGCCGUUACCACCCACGACAGCCACAGCAGCUCCUCCAUCAAUUCAAACCAAAUCAAAUAAAUUACCAUUUGAAAUUUUCGAAGACAAUUCUGCAGCAACUGCACGUAAAUCGCCAGAAAUGGGUUGUGGCACAGGGGGAUUCUUUGAUGCCGAUGAAACUUGUUCCACACAAACAUUCAAUAUAUUUCUUAAAGCUCAAAGUGUAAGCACUCCUAAGAUGAAACCAGAACCUCAGAGAAUUUUUGGUAAUGUUCUAAAACAGUCGGCAGCGCCCUCAACCACGGUCGUUGUUCCUCCGCCGAUCCCCAAUGAAGAAGAUCAAAAACAUAUCAAUGCGGAUGUAAUAAAUGAUGAAAACUCACCAGCCCCUGCUGCACUUUUCUCCCCACAACGCAAACAAUUGUCCACGAUUUUGGAAACAUCAGAACAUGGCACAACACAAAGUACCCACACCACAGGAGCUACCACAAAAUCAACUAUUAGUUCACCGGAAUUGGAUCAGGAAUCAAAUGCACAAGCAAUGAUGGCCAAUACCCAACAUCAGCCAACACUCGAUACUGUCAAAGAAAGAACCAUAGAGGAUUCGAUUACACCCACUCCUCCUCAAGAACCGAGCUCUUCUGAUUCCACGAACAAACCUGAAAGUCAGCAACCAAAACGUGGUCGUGCAAUGGAAUUUUCCAUUUUUGAAGAUUCUGCCACUGAUAAAAAUUCGGAAGAAAAGAGGCCGGUCAGUCACGAAAAAACACAGCCGACAACAUUACCAGCACCCGGAAUUGCAAGACAUGAACCUACAGCCAAAAUUGGACGUGGAAUGGGUCCGUUGAACUUUUCCAUAUUUGAGGAUAGCAUGGCCGGCAAUAGUAAGAAACAAAAUGUGGGAGAUUUUUCUCGUCUGGACGAACGAGAAGAUACCGAGGCCGGUUAUGCUGUAAAACCGAUUCGUUUUCAGGAAGACAAAACUGAAACUAUAUCUAAAAUGUUAUUAGCCCCAACACAACCUGUGAAAUUUCAAGAAGAUAAAACUGAAACUAUUUCAAAAAUGUUAUUCGCCCCACCGCAACCUAUAAAAUUCCAAGAAGACAAAACCGAAACUAUAUCGAAGAUGUUAAUGGCUCCUCCUCCCCCGGUUAGAUUUGAAGAAGAUAAAACUGAAACCAUAACCAAAUUUAUGUUGGCUCCACCACCGCCCACCAAAUUGGCUGAAGAAGAACUGUUGCCAAAAUUAUCAAUGAAAGACAACAGUAUGGCUGCAUCCAAAAGCCAAGAUAAUUUCUUUGAGUUCUUCACCCAAUCACCCCCCAAAGCAUCCAAAGGGGGUCCGCUGGCCAAAAAAGUCGAAAAGCCUGUGGGGGCGCAGUUACGCAUGGCAGCCGAAAGCAUGACCCCAGUAGCACAGAAUCCAAAACGUGUUUGUGAUGUUGAUACUCCGGAUCUAAAAACAUCAAAGUCCAAACCCACGGGUCUAUUUAAAGAGUCGAAACCAAGCAAAAGUGUUUUACGAGAUUCAUUUAUACCCGACUUCAGUAUGGCUGACGAGUCCUCACAGCCAGCAAAGCCGCCAGCGAAAGCUGUUAAACCCAAAUCAGUGCUAAGAGAUACAUUCAUUCCAGACUUUUCACUCAUUGAAGAUAGUCAGCCACCACCAAAGGCCCCGCAAAUACCCAGCAAUAAACAAAAAGUAUCAAAUGAUUCAUUUCUUCCUGAUUUUUCACAUAUCCCUGAAACACAACAACAAGGACAUGAUUCUAUAAUUCCAGAUUCUCAGCCUAUGCAAACUUCGACUUCAAGCAGUCGAUUAAAACAAAAGUCAGCAAUGCAAUCGUUCUUGCCUAAUUUUGCCGAUGAGUCUAUGGUACCCGAUUCACAACCCAGUGAAAAUGCUUCCCUCCGAAAGAAACAACAAAAUUCCAUGAAAUCGUCAUAUGUGUCUGGUUAUAACAUGGCAAGCGGCGAGCCACAGCUUUUAACAAAUUCUGGAGAAGGUCAACCGGCAUCCAUGCGAAAUAUUCUAACCGAUACAUUUAUGAAAGAUUUCUCUGAAAUCAAAGAACCACCACCCAUACCAAUGGACGUAAAAGAAAUGACCCUCAUACAGCCCAGUAAAAAUAAUUCGACCUUGAAACUAUUGGAAGAGACAAUAAGUCAUAAGACCACAAAUGAAACCAUGAAUCGGUCAUCGAAACCACUGGCACAGUCUACUUCGACUGGCAAAUUAAGCUUCUUGGGCUCAAACCCCAGUAAAACAUCUUCAAUGGAAAAUAAGAAAUCUACGGGAAAUGAUAAAUUUUUCGAAUUGAAUGCUGAGACCGAAAUGUUCGGCACCAACAUUAGUAUGAUUAAAAAUUCAACAAUGCUGCCCAAUCAUGGUCUAAUGGCAUGCAAGAAUUUGUCACAAAUUCAAGAAAAUUCCAUACACAUAAAGGCCGAGGAGUUAUCACCACCAUCAUCAUCAUCAUCGGAUACAUUGUCCAAAUCAAAUGCACGAACAUUAGUAAUGGAUAUUUCUAAGGGCAAGAUGACACAGAUAGAAAUGCCACCUCCGUCUGCCAAACAAUCGAGCAUGAUGGACUUGCCUAAACCGAAAUUAAGUUUCUUAGAUAACACCGGCAAAAAUGCGAUGGGAUCGGCUGUGGGAACAUCGCGUUUUAGUAUCGAUAUCAGUCAGUCAGAAUGGGAUGCCAUACAAGCACAAAAACAAAAGCAACAAAAACAGCAGUAUUCAAAUUUAACUGCCUCCCGAAAACUAGACGAAGAGCCGAAUGAAAACGACGAAGAUGAUUAUGGUGAAAUGAGUAUUUACUAUAAGCAUACACCGAAAACGCCCAAAGCUCAAGUCCAUCUUUGGGAAGUGCCCGAAGAAGAUGAUGCCUUUAAAACACCCACCAAUAAUCGUUAUAUGCACGCCGAAGUCGAUUUAAAUCAAACACAACAAAUCAUCAAAAAUAUAUGCAUAGACCCGAAUGUUAAUCCAUUUAAAGUGGACUUAAUCAAUGCAUUUCUGGAGCAGAUACACUUCUCGACCUAUAUACAAGAAUUGACGCAUUGUAUGAUGGUGCGUAGUAUACAUCGUUUGAAGCCUUCGUCGAAAAUCAAGAUCAACAGUGUUGAAUUUGAAGUUGUCAAAUUGAUAGGUGAAGGUGCAUAUGGAGCGGUAUUUUGUGGCAAAGAAACAAUCGGUGGUAGACGUGUUGCAAUGAAACAGGAAAAUCCAGCUAAUUUAUGGGAAUUUUAUAUAUGCCUAGAAAUACAUGAUCGUAUAUUGGUCGAUGAAAUGCUACCAGCUUAUAUGAACAUAGACUAUGCAUUAAUUGGUAAUAACUCCAGUAUACUUAUAUCACAAUUCUCACCGUAUGGAUCGUUGAUAACGGUUUGCAAUAAAAUCAAGAAACACACCAUGAAAAACGUUGAUGAAUAUGUGGUAAUGUUGAUGGCCAAUGAACUGUUGGAAAUCAUUGAUCAUUUACAUGCCGUGAAUAUUAUACAUGCUGACAUCAAAGCAGAUAAUUUUCUGCUAAUGAACAAAUUACAAUACCCGUCCAAACAACGCUGUAUACAAUUAAUAGAUUUCGGUGUAUCAAUCGAUAUGAAACGUUUUGAAAAAGGUCAAACAUUUUCGUUUAUACACAACGAUAAUAGUUUCAAGUGUAUUGAAAUGCGUGAAAAUCGUCCAUGGACCUAUCAAUUGGAUUUGUAUGGAUUGGCCGGCGUUAUACAUGUUUUACUAUUCGGCAAAUAUAUGGAGGUUGAGAAAAAGCCGAAUGGAAUUUGGAUGCAUAAGACCCAUGUACCGCGUUAUUUCAAUAGAAAUUUGUGGGAUGACAUUUUUAAAACUUUACUUAACAUACGUGAUUGUAAUUCAAUGCCGAAUUUACAAAAUCUACGAGCAUCGUUGAAGGAGGAAAUUGUCGAAAAGGAAAAAUAUGUUAUAAAAAUGGUGAAUGAUUUUAAUCGAGCACUAGAUCAGUAG
Molecule: messenger RNA, 6144 nt
Organism: Musca vetustissima
Lineage: Eukaryota; Metazoa; Arthropoda; Insecta; Diptera; Muscidae
Product: probable inactive serine/threonine-protein kinase bub1
Exons: 6
Coding region: 1-6144 (2047 amino acids)
Biological process (GO): mitotic spindle assembly checkpoint signaling; meiotic sister chromatid cohesion, centromeric; protein phosphorylation
Molecular function (GO): protein kinase activity; ATP binding
Source: RefSeq, a predicted model, not a curated record